This is a messenger RNA of Ilex paraguariensis (yerba mate), 387 nucleotides long. The record is from the annotation of a GenBank genome assembly. NCBI's taxonomy places the organism in Eukaryota, Viridiplantae, Streptophyta, Magnoliopsida, Aquifoliales, Aquifoliaceae.
AUGUCUUGGGCAGGUCCGGAAGACGUUUAUCUAACUACGUCUCUUGCGAGCUAUCUUGAUAAGAAACUACUUGUAUUGCUGCGGGAUGGUCGAAAGCUGAUGGGGAUACUUCGUUCCUUUGAUCAAUUUGCCAAUGCUGUUCUUGAAGGUGCAUGUGAGCGAGCUAUAGUUGGUGAUCUUUAUUGCGAUAUCCCGUUAGGCUUGUAUGUAAUACGUGGGGAGAACGUUGUUUUAAUUGGUGAGCUGGACUUGGAGAAGGAGGAACUUCCCCCACAAAUGACUCGUGUUUCAGCAUCAGAGAUAAAAAGGGCACAAAAAGCAGAAAGAGAGGCUACGGAUCUUAAAGGUUCUAUGAGGAAGAGGAUGGAGUUUCUUGAUAUGGACUGA